GACGACGAAACGGUGCGUGGUGCUCUGCAAGUGAUGAUGAGCGAAAGUGACUAGACAAAAAUUUCUUCAAACCUUUCACAUAAACCUCUGGUGAUUCACGAGAAAAACAGAAUUUUCUGCUCGUGUUCGUGCAAAAAACAAAGUACUAAAUCUUCUGUAGGAUUGUUGUGCUUCCGAGUAAAAACGAGGGCAAAAAAAUAACUUUCGUGGCUGGGUUGCAGACGGGCGUAGAGAGCAGCAGUGAAGAAGAAAAAGUCGAUUCUGGUUACGACGGAAAAGAAAAAUCGGUAGGUGACGUUUUCCAUUCGAGAGCAAGCGUUCCGUUUUCGUCUUGAUCUCCGUCGUCGCAUCAGCAAACAACCAGCAACAGCAGCUGGGAGCAACGCUAGCGGAGGAGGUGCUGCGGCCAGAAGAAAAAAAAAAUCGAAAGAAAAGCCAAGUACGACUGGCGAGUGAACUUUGUGCGUGUUUGCAAGUAGCGAAAACAAAAGCCUUUGUGUCUGUGAAACCGAGUUCCAUUGGUGGCAGGCAAAACGGCUUCAAAAGUGGAAGUCCAUCAAGCAAAGAGGAAGCAGUCCGAAAUGGAGCUCACACCGGAAGAAAUUCGAGCGAGGCGUUUGCGGAAGCUGGAAACGGGGACACCAGGAGGAAACAGAUCUCUGGUUGUAGCCACUACUACCGCCACCGAUGGCCAACAGGAUAGCCCAGUUGGGGUUGAGACUGUUGCUGUCGCAUCUUCCGUCGAAGGAGAAUCAACAACCACGUCCACCGUUGCUGAGACGAAACCGGUGCCACAAUCGCCAACGAAACCCAGCGUUGGCACGGAAGCCAGCAGUGCAGAAUCUCCUACCAAAAUGGAUGAAGAUCCACCGGUGGCAAACAACAGCAUUCUGCCACUGGUGAACCAGGAAACUCCAACCAAGAUUGAAGACAAAACUCGCGACGAAGCUGCCACGCGUGAGGAACUUCAGCAGAUUGUGUUUCGCAUUAUGAACAUCAACAGCCAGAUCCGCUAUUCCGAGGCACGCUUCACUAUCGAUCCGGCCGUGCUGGCGAAUGCCCUGGAAGCCUUGGAUGCCAAAAACUAUCGCGAGUUUUGCGCUGAGAUAUUCAUCGAGGUCAUCAAGGAGUUCUACGAAGGCAAAUUGAUACAGUCUGGUGAUGGCAGCACGAGUGGGACCCUUUCGGAUAACUGGAACAGCAUCCCGUCCAAGAAGGUCAAACCGAUCGAUAUCGAGGAGGUGUUGGAGAAGAGUGGCGGUAGUGCAGCGAUGGAAAUUGAUAGCGAUAUUAGGCUUUGCUCAUCAAAGCCAAGCAUGAAGGCUUUCAGUUCAAACCGUGUGGCAGCGUUGGAUUAUCUCAUCAACUGCUACUGCCGAGCAAACGACGAAGUGUACAGCUAUACCAAAAUCAAGAAGAGCAAGAAGAUGUACUUGAUGGAGAUCCUGCCCGACGUAGCUGCCAUCAUCCGGCAGCAGACGCUCAAGUAUGCCAUUCUGUUGACGAAGAACCGGUUCCAGAACUUUGCCCAAAUCGAUAAUCCGGCCAAGUUGAUUCUGGAGAAAUCACCGCUGCUGCAGUUAAUGUAUGAAAAUAAGGUUCCGUCGGACUUUUUAUCUAGCUUAAUGGCCGAAGCUCGUAAGAACGAGUCGGAUUUCGAUGCCAUCUUCACCAUCGUUCUAGAUGAUCUGUACGUCGACAUGCAGAAUACCAUAUGCAACGAAAACAUCGUUUCGGACCCGCUGAACCGACUGAAAGAGCUAGUCGAGAUCAAGGUGGAAAAUACGAAUCCAAUCUGCAAACUGAUUGUGAAACACGUUGUGUUCCUGCCAAGACUGACACUGGACAAGUACGCGGCCAGGGAAAUCUCCAAGGUAUCCUUCCUGGCACCAUUCCUUUCCCUGUCGGUCCUGUUGGACGAAAAUCCUAAAUUCGCAACGCAUCACUUUUUGGAAAAUGUUUGCGAUAGAACACUGGCCUCGUCCUUCCAGACUCUGUUGGGAAAUACCAGAAAAGUUUUGCAUCAAAUUUUCCUAUCUCUGCUAACGAAUUUGGACAGCCGACAGGAAGUGCUUAAGUACAUCUCGGAAAUUUUGAAAACCAACCACAAACGAAUUCAGUACAACGCUGACGAUCGGUUCCUGGCAAAGGAUGGAUUCAUGUUGAAUUUCAUGUCCAUUCUUCAGUUGCUGUCGGUUAAGAUCAAUUUAUCCCGGAUAGAUCCACUGUAUCCGCAUCAUCCGGAAGCCUUGAUAGAUAUUGACGACGAAACGAAGCUCAAAAAUUCUUCUCAAGAGUACACCGAAUGGCUGGAGAAGCUUCGUCCCGCGAAGAAAUGGGAAACACCCAAGUUUGUUACGCAUUGCUGGUUCCUAACACUUCACGCUCAUCACCUGGGCAUCAUACCAGCGAUUCAGCGGUACAACAAGCUGCUUAGAGCUACCAAGGAACUCCAGCGAAUGGUUGAUGAACUGAAUGCCAGCAAAAGCCAAUGGGAAAACACUCCGCUGGCUCGUAGGAACAAACAAGUUCGGGAUCGUUGUGUAAAUCAGAUCAACAAGCUGUCAAAGGCCAAACUCGGCUGUGACAUCGCGGUCAUCGAUCCCAAUGUACUGGGCGCCUGCAUGCAGUUCUACUCGUCCGUAUGCGAAUACAUGCUGUAUCAGAUCGAAAACCGACCCAUCGAAGAUCUGUUCGUCAACAAACAGGAGCCGUCGACGUUGGUCCCGAGCGAAAACUUCUGCUCUCUGCCCGAGUGGUACAUCGAGGAUAUCGCGGAUUUUAUUCUGUUCUGCAUGCAGCACAGUAUUGGGGUCAUUGAUUUUGUAGAUAAUUCAAUCAUCACGUGGAUCCUUACGCUGGUGUGUGCGCCGCAUCUGAUCAAGAAUCCCUACAUCACUGCCAAACUGAUCGAGGUGCUCUUCGUAACCUCGCCAACCAUCCAGACGGCAUCGCAGCGCCUUUAUCUGCAGAUCAUCAACCACGAUCUGGCCCAGAGGGCCCUGGUCAUCGCCCUCAUGAAGUUCUACACCGACAUCGAAACUACUGGUCAGAGUACCGAAUUCUACGACAAAUUCACCAUUCGGUAUCACAUAAGUCACCUGUUCAAAGGUCUCUGGGACAGUGUGGGCCACCGGCAGGCAAUCAUCAAGGAGUCAAAGAUGGGUAAACAGUUUGUAAAGUUCGUAAACUUCUUCCUAAACGAUACCACCUAUCUGCUGGACGAAUGCCUGGAGUACUUGAAGCGAAUUCACGAAACGCAGGUACUGAUGAUGGAUGAUAUGGCGUGGAAUGAGCUCGGCCAGGAAGCGCAGCAAAGCCGUCAGAGACAGCUGGUUCAGGACGAGCGACAGUGUAGAUCUUAUCUGACCCUAGCCAGAGAAACGGUAGACAUGUUCCACUAUCUAACGAUCGACAUCAAGGAACCUUUCCUGCGACCAGAACUGAUCGACCGGCUGAGCUCGAUGUUGAACUACAACUUGCAGCAACUGUGCGGUCCAAAGUGCAAUGAUUUGCGAGUACGUAAUCCCAUGAAAUACGGUUGGGAACCGCGAAGAUUGCUCGGUCAGCUGAUCGACAUCUAUCUUCACUUAAGCUGUGAUGAAUUCGCCGCCGCCCUGGCAGCGGAUGAACGAUCGUUCGAAAAACACCUCUUUGAAGAUGCUGCCAAUCGCGUGGAACGAAUCGGUAUUCGAACUCCGAUGGAAGUGGAAGAAUUCCGAAAGCUCAUUCACCAGGCAUCCGAAAUCUACAUCCAGAAUCAGCAGAAUGCGGACGAGUUUGCUGAUGCUCCGGAUGAUUUCAAGGAUCCACUGAUGGACACACUGAUGAGCGACCCAGUGAUACUGCCGUCCGGAACCGUAAUGGACAGAUCGAUCAUCACCAGGCAUCUACUCAACAGCAGUACCGAUCCGUUCAAUCGGCAAACGCUCACGGAGGACAUGCUUAUACCAGCAACGGAGCUGAAGGAACGGAUCGAGAAGUGGAUUAAAGAUUAUCGCGAGAAGAAAAAACAAUAAGACUUGAAGUUUUUAAUAAAUUACAAACUAUAAUUGUUUUUAAUUUAAACUUGUCGAACGAAUUGUGACAGAAGGCAAACACUCAAAAACUGAAUUUAAUAUUAUAAUGCUAUACAUAUUAGACAUAUUUAUAUUAAAAAAUAGUGCUAAGAUAGGUUUGCCACAAAGUCUCCACCUUCUUCCCGCAUCUAAUAGCAUACCAGUUUUCUUUUUUUUUUGCAAUCUAUGAUGCCAACAAAAAGUAGACCUCUUUAUUCAACCCUAUUAUAAUAGACGCUGCUAGUAUAGCCACCCCACCCAAAAUAAUGUCUGUCCUAUUCCCUUCGAAAGGUGUUUCUCAGUUUAAAUUCGUGUACAUCUGCUCUACUGGUAAUAAUUACUGCUUUGUUCUUACAAGCAACAAAAUAGGAAGAAAACAAAAACAAACAAAAAUGAUAGCCUGGCUGAGGGAUGCAACCAUGCCUAUGGAUCCCGCAUUCGAAUCUGUAUCGUACGUAAGCUAGUAUGUACUUUAAGAAUAAAACUUGAAAAAUUCUA
Ochlerotatus camptorhynchus is the source of this 4556-nucleotide messenger RNA. RefSeq names its product Ubiquitination factor E4B (gene Ube4B). Gene Ontology annotation, biological process: protein polyubiquitination. Gene Ontology annotation, cellular component: ubiquitin ligase complex; nucleus; cytoplasm. NCBI's taxonomy places the organism in Eukaryota, Metazoa, Arthropoda, Insecta, Diptera, Culicidae. Gene Ontology annotation, molecular function: ubiquitin-ubiquitin ligase activity. The coding region runs from base 582 to 4019 and encodes 1145 amino acids. The transcript is spliced from 4 exons. The record is from RefSeq and is a predicted model, not a curated record.